Molecule: messenger RNA, 2144 nt
Organism: Clarias gariepinus (North African catfish)
Lineage: Eukaryota; Metazoa; Chordata; Actinopteri; Siluriformes; Clariidae
Gene: gyg2
Product: glycogenin 2
Exons: 9
Coding region: 187-1482 (431 amino acids)
Cellular component (GO): cytoplasm
Molecular function (GO): glycosyltransferase activity
Source: RefSeq, a predicted model, not a curated record
UAUAGAAGCGAUUUCUAGAUAUAGCCAGUCCACUGGAUUCUUGGAGAACGCAGAGUGACAGAGAAUUUUGUUCUCAGCACAGCAGCUGGUUAUGAGCAACACUUUCUGCAUACUGGAUUUUGUGGCCUGAAUUUGUUUUAAGCUCUGAAGGCACCAGGAUCAUAGGACAAAAGAACGGCAUAGAAAAUGCCAGAGGCUAACCAGGCCUUUGUCACGCUGGCUACAAGUGAUGCCUACUGCAUGGGGAGUCUAGUGGUGGGCAAGUGCUUGCGAAGGCAUGGAACGACCCGAAAACUGGUGGUUAUGAUUUCUCCCAAUGUUAGCACAGGAGCACGUCUGACUUUGGAAGACGUGUUUGAUGAGGUUAUAGUGGUGGACAUGUUGGACAGCAGGGACAGGACUCACCUCUUCUGGCUGUGGCGUCCCGACCUAGGAGUCACUUUUACCAAGCUUCACUGUUGGACGCUUACACAGUACACCAAGUGUGUGUUCCUGGAUGCUGAUACACUUGUGCUGUGUAAUGUCGAUGAGCUGUUCGAGCGAGAAGAGCUCUCUGCAGCUCCAGAUCCGGGCUGGCCCGACUGCUUCAACUCUGGCGUGUUUGUAUUCAGACCGUCACUGGAGACUCACUCAUGCCUGCUGGAGCAUGCCAAGAUGUGUGGCAGCUUUGAUGGAGGAGAUCAAGGACUCUUAAACGCCUUUUUCAGUGACUGGGCUAUAAAGGACAUCAAUAAACAUCUACCGUUCAUUUACAACCUCAGCGCUACUACAAUCUACACUUAUUUACCAGCUUUCCACAAGUAUGGCCAUCAGGCAAAGAUCGUCCACUUUCUAGGAAAAGACAAGCCUUGGCUUGUCCCAUACAAGCAGCAUCCAUUCACUGAAGUUACUCAUUGGAGUUUUAACAAGAACGUGGAGAAAUAUGUCAAUCUGUGGUGGGAGGAGUACUACAGUCACACAAAAAUGCAUGCAAAUGAACCUCAUGAGCUCCAGGAUUCAGAACCGGCAGAACAGCUAGGCAUGUUGGCGAUUGCACCCUGUUCCACCCAUGCAGACACUUCGCCACAUAUGUCCGAACCUGCUGCAAUCUCACCCACCGCUCCUCAUCUUCACAGCCAGGCUUCUUUCUCUCAGGCAGAGGCCAGAGAAGAGAUAAUACCUAGUGAAUCAUUUACGAAGCCAACGUUGAAUGCGCCAAGUUCAAGCAUGCAUCAUCAGAUGGAGGACAUGAGUUCUGAUCCUGAUGUCGUAUCAGUUGCCUAUCCUGUGGAUUUGGAAAAGUCUGAGCUUCAGGAAGUAGUUGAACAAAAACAGGAAGAUGACAUCUCAGGACCAGAAUCAGACCUCACAUCAGACCCUGCCACAAUGGAGGCUUUGGAGAGUACAGAGCACCGGAGGAGAUGGGAACAGGGAGAUAUUGAUUACCUGGGCAAGGAUGCAUUUGAAAACAUCCGGCUGAAACUUGAUCAAUUUCUCAGUUAACUACUUGUUGUGAAUAAGUAACACGUUUAGAUAGAUUGAUUGUAUCCGUUAUUAUUCAGCAGCUAUUUUACAGCUAAUCAAAGGGACUCCUAAGUGACAAAUUUACCCUAGUGUCUGGGGUUCACGAGUUUGAAUCCCAUCAGGUACAGACAUCCACGGCCUGAAACCUGAAGCGAUGUCAUACUCUCUCUGCUUUGACACCAAUCAGCAAUCAUGGGAAUCAGUGAAUUUAGGUACGUAGAAAAGGCAAGAUAGCAUCUUUUAAUGUAAGGUGUCUUGAGAAGAGGAAGAACAUGCUAACCUUCACCUUCCCUGAUUGUUAGGAUGAUGAUGUAGUGGAGAGUUAGCUAGUGGGUGGAAAAUGGCAGACCAGACCAAAUCAGGGAAAAAAUAGAGGGCAGUGCCCUGUUAGUGCUGAAAGACACACAUGAGGAUAGAAACAAUCCUCACUCGCUUACUCAUCGACUACACUGCAUUAUCUUGUAUACCCAGGAGACAUAGGUGGGGCGCCAAUUCAUCGUAGGGCACUCACACACUCACACACUACAGGCAAUUUGGUAAUGCCAAUUAGCCAAUUAGCAUGUCUUUGGAGUGUGGGAGGAAAUCCACCAAGCACUAAAAGAACAUGCAAACUCCAUGCACACAGACCUGAGGCGGGAAUC